AUGGUUACCGUCGCCAUAGGUAAAUCCUAUUUCGAGGCUCUGCUACGAAGAGCAGAGUUUGUGAGUGUGUUGAGGCAAUACCUCCAGUUUCCAUCUGACGUCAAUUCGCAGCAUACCUCUCACCAAGAUGUUGACUUCAGCCCCAACCUGUUUGAUCAUGUCACCAUAUCGAAGGCAGAGCACGAAUAUUUGCGAACGAAGCUGGCGAGUUCCGAUGUCCUGAAAGCACCUAACAACAAAGUAGACUUGCUAAGAAGCGCACUGUUCCGCGGCGGUCUAACAACUGAGACCCUUGAGACGUUGCUGGAGGGCGAAGGUGGCGCCAGUGGAACCGAGGAGCCUUCGCACUACGACUACCACACUGGCACAUCCUUUCCUGAUUCGAAACUUGCACCGCCCGGUCUCAGUCGCCACUACAACUUCGAGAGUUCGCCAGUAUCCGAGGGUCCUGGGCUUGGAGGUGGAUUACACCAUGAUGUCCAGCCGCGCGAAGACUUUCGGCGAGGCAUCAGCUAUGGCCAGCCCGAGUCUUCCAUCGAUAGCGCUACUAAGAACGAUAGGGACCAAGAGCAUGGGCAACGUGUGCCGCUUCACAAUCAGCGCACUGUGCUUAUCGCCAACUUGUCGGAGCAGACGACACAUAAGGAUCUUGUUGGUAUUAUCCGCGGUGGUCGGCUCUUGGACAUAUUUUUGAGGAACGAUCGUACAGCCACAGUCUCGUUCGUCGAGGGUGCUGCUGAGUUCUUACUCCAUGCGAAGCGGAAUGACAUUUACUUGCAUACGAAACGCGUUGCCAACAAGAUCGCCAAUGGCGCCACGCGUAAUCUCCUUGUUCGGGGUGUUGGUGGCAAACUCUCAGCCGACCAGAUUCGAGACCACCUAGACCACAUCCACAAUCUGGUCGUCGUCGACAUCAAAUUCCGCAACGGCGACGCUUAUAUUUCCACCAAUUCUAUCCACAACGCGCUCUUCGGAAGGACGUGCAUGAUGUCAAGGACGGCGUACAAGGGCCUCCGUAUCGAGUACUAUCCGGAUGAAUGUGCAGCUCCGCUACCUCAAUUCAAGGUUUAUAUGCCUACACAGCCUGUCCCCUUCAAACCCAAGACGGUUACGAACACAUAUGCUCUCCUCGACACUGGCUCUGAUGCAGACUCAUGUUCUGAGAACGACUCUUACAUUACUGAAGGCGUCCGCAUCGAUCAACACCAAUGGCGGCAUGCUGCAGUGGUCUGA
Messenger RNA from Parastagonospora nodorum SN15, 1233 nucleotides. RefSeq lists its product as hypothetical. The record is from RefSeq and is a predicted model, not a curated record. Lineage: Eukaryota; Fungi; Ascomycota; Dothideomycetes; Pleosporales; Phaeosphaeriaceae. Bases 1 to 1233 code for a protein of 410 amino acids. Gene Ontology annotation, molecular function: nucleic acid binding. The transcript has 4 exons.